GAGCAGGAUGGUCUCUUGGACAUGCCUCAAGAGCUUACAUUGCCUGGAGUGGAUGGCCAUGAAGAGUUGACAAUUCCAAACAGCUGUCCCACACAGAUGAGUCACAAGUGGUACCACCAGCAUUGCCAGAUGGUACCGGCAUGGCACCACCGGCAGGUGAUGCAAAAGUUUCUGCGGCCAUACUUGGGCCAGACUCUUGCAGACCUUGCAAAUGUUGCACAGGAAUCUGCAUCUGACGAUGUUCUAACAAUCCAUUUGCGUGCCGAUGAUAUUGGACGGUAUCCCGGGUAUGAGUGGGGCCAGCCGCCCUGCAGCAUGUAUCAGAAAAUUGUCUCCGACCACGGUUACCAGACCUUGAUGAUCGUAGCGAAGGUCGUAGCGAAGGGCAAGCGUGCUGCUUGUGACAGCUGGCUGGUGGAUUAUGGACGUGUGCAUGGCAUCAACGUCAGCCGGCCGAGGGAUUCCACAGUGGCUGGUGAUUUGGCAACAUUGAUUCGUGCGAAGAAUUUGGUGCUGUCCUUCUCAAGCUUCUCGUUGGCAAGCGCGCUGCUCAGCAAGGACCUGCAGGUGAUGUACCGGCGGCGUGACGCGAAAUGGUACAGCAUCUUGCAUGCCAUCGUGAACUGCGAUGCCCCUCGGAUGCAGGAGGUCUGGACGGGCGUUACCCUGUACGAGUACAACACUAGCCUGCAAGAAGAGCGGAAAGGUUCGCCGGCAGAGUGGCUGAGAACCUUCCCCUUGGAGCAAAUCACAGGGCCUUUCACCUGUCAACACGGCAGUGAGAUUCAGCCAGAGAUCUAG
Molecule: messenger RNA, 801 nt
Organism: Symbiodinium necroappetens
Lineage: Eukaryota; Dinophyceae; Suessiales; Symbiodiniaceae
Source: the annotation of a GenBank genome assembly